GACUAAAAAUCCACCAUUUUGCUACAAUGAUUUUAUACGUGUGCUCGUUAUAAUCAUGUACAUUUAUAGCCUGUGAAUAUUGAAUAUAACAAACUUUUUAAUAUACAAAUAAAAUAAUUGUAAUAGCAUAUAAAUUAAAUUUUAUUAAUUGUUAUUUAAAUUUUUAAAUAAAUAAUUAAUUAUGGGACGUAAAAAGAAGAAGCAGUCAAGACCCUGGUGCUGGUAUUGUAAUCGUGAAUUCGAUGAUGAAAAGAUUUUGAUUCAACAUCAAAAAGCUAAACAUUUUAAAUGUCAUAUUUGUCAUAAAAAAUUAUACACUGGCCCGGGAUUAAGUAUACACUGUAUGCAGGUGCACAAAGAAGCAAUAGAUAAAGUACCAAACUCGAUGCCAAAUCGUAGUAAUAUAGAAAUAGAAAUAUAUGGAAUGGAAGGAAUACCACCAAAUGAUUUAAAAGAACAUGAAAGGCAAAGAAAUGGCGGUAGACCAGGAUCACCUAGUUCGGGUGAAGAUGAACCAGCUCAAAAAAAAUCUAAACCUGAAGGUUUAUUGGGUUCAGCGCCUGGACAGAUGCCAACUAAUUCAGGAAUGAUGCCUGGUAUGAUGCAAGGCAUGCCCGGACACCACCCGAUGCAUCAGAUGGGCCAGUAUCCUCCACCGAUGCACCAUAUGAUGGGACAUAUGGGUCAUGUUGGUCCGCCAUUCAUGCAAGGAAUGAUGCAAGGUAUGCCAGGAAUGCCUCCAGGUAUGCAACCACCAGUGUCUGGUGCGUCAAUGCCAACAAGGCCGCUUUUCCCAGCUGUUGUAUCAACAGCAACAUCAUCAGUACAUAAUUCAACGCCUAUUGGUACUGAUUUCAAACCCAUAACCUCGAUAGCUGGUGGUUCUAUAGGUCCAAUAAAACCUACAUUUCCGGCUUACAGCAGUGAAUCAACUGUUACGAUAAAUAAUAUUCAUGAUCAGAAGGUUAAUUUAAUUGCUACAACUGGUGCCGCAAGUAAAAUAAUUCAUCCGCCCGAAGAUCUCAGUCUUGAGGAAAUAAGGGCGAGAUUACCUAAAUAUCAACGUCGUCAGAAUGACGAAUCAAAUCGUAAUUCUGUUAAUUCAGAAGCAUCACACCAAGCUGCUGUUCUACAUCAACAGCAACAACAGCAGCAACAACAACAACAUCAGCAACAACAACAGCAACAGCAGCAGCAACAUCAUCAACAACAGCAGCAGCAACAACAGCAACAACAACAGCAAGCGGCGCAACAGCAACAAGUGGCAGCCGUGAACGCAGCGGCGGCAUUCCAAGAUCAGCAGCAACGCCAACAAGCUGCACUGUCUGCAUUACAGCAGCAACAGCAACGUUUUCAGAGGCCACCACAGAUGAUGGUACCUGCAACGGCUGCUAUUCCUGUCUCCUCCGUUGCGCUCAUGGCUCCACUGAUGCGCCCAACAAUGACACUUGCUGCUCCUGCUCUCAUUCACGGAGGUAACAUGAUGCGACCGCCCCCCAUGGGCCUGCCACCAGGUAUGAUUGGGGCAUUGCCCCCAGGUGCGAUGCAUCCAGCAUUCGCAGCACCAAUGGGAUUUCCUGGUGGUCCAAUGCUUACACCGAUGAUGCAUCCACGCUUCAGAUGAUCACCUCAAACUAACGGGCCUAAUCCAUCCUUGCAUUUUGUGCUCUGGGCCUGACCAUAACUUUGGCUUGAACAUUUUAAAUUAAUUGAACUUUAAAUAUAAUAACAAUUAUUAUAUACAAUUAACGACAAAAGCCAUGGGUUUGGAAAUUUUUAAGAGGACAGUGCGACGUUAAAGACAUCAUCAUCAAUCACGCCACUCAAUGAUCCUUCGAGUUAACACGAAGUUAGCAAAAGUCUUUGUUUUUUUUUUUUUUUUUAUUACUAUUAUUAUUAAAUAUUGUUACGCUAUAAACAGCAUUUGGAAAUAUGACGAAUAAUUCCAGGUACUGUUUUCAAUCCACAAGAUAUUCUUGUGUGGAUACGGGUGGCGCUUCACGCUGCCGCUAAAAAAAUACUUUUUAUUUUUUAUUAUUUAUUUAUUUAAAAAAAUUAGAAGUAAAUUAAUUGACUUUGAAUUUAUUUUAAAUAAUUAAAAUAAUAUUGUGAGUACGCAUUUAAUGGAUGGAAGUAAAAAUGUAAAAAUAUAAAUAAAAUUAAUAAUUAAUAUUUAGGAAUUACAAAAUAAAUAAAAUAGUUUAUUAGCCGCAGCGUGAAGGUUUCGGUUACCUCAGGUUAGUCUGCCGUAAAUAUUUUUAUUUUGUUAAGAAUCAUUUUUAAAUCUUUAUUUAUUAAUUAACAACAUUAUUACUAUUAUUAUUACUAUUUUAUAUUAAUACUGUUUGUUGUUUUAAAUGGAUAAAUUAUUUACUUGAUGUUGUUAAUUUAAUGAAUUAAGAAAUAAUGAUUCUUUAUUUUCAUUCAAGCAACUUAACGUGUCGACGACGCAUGAGUGAGUGGUAAGUACGGAGAGUGCUCACAAAAAAAAACUUAUUAAAAAAAAAUAAAAUAAUAAAUUUUAAUAGAAAAAAAGUACGAACACCAGCUUUUUACACUAAAAGCGCGACUCUGAUUUAAAUACUCUUCUUAAAUUUAUCGGUAUUCAAAUAUCUUCCUAUAGAUUUUUUAUUCUUUAAUAAUAAAUUAAUGAGUAUUCACGUUUUUACAUAGCGGAUUUUUUUUUAUAUUAAAUUACUCAUUUUAUUUCCUAACUAAUUGAUUAUUCAAAUUAAAAUGAAAUAAAACGAAUUAUGGAUGAAAAUCAAUGCAUCAUUACCAUACUUUGAACACGUGAACGUACAAAUACUACGUAUUGUUAUGAUAAUUAUUUUAUUUUAUUUAUUGUCUUUCUGAAUAAUUAAUAAUUAGGAUAAAAAAAAAUAAUUGACUUUUAAAUUGAUCUUAAUUUUAUGUAAA
This is a messenger RNA of Microplitis demolitor, 2919 nucleotides long. It is a transcript of the gene BuGZ, whose product is annotated as BUB3-interacting and GLEBS motif-containing protein ZNF207. Lineage: Eukaryota; Metazoa; Arthropoda; Insecta; Hymenoptera; Braconidae. The record is from RefSeq and is a predicted model, not a curated record. Bases 182 to 1624 code for a protein of 480 amino acids. Gene Ontology annotation, molecular function: DNA binding. The transcript is spliced from 6 exons. Gene Ontology annotation, cellular component: nucleus.